AUUAUGGAUGCGUGCGGUGACGUCAUGUCAUAAUAACCGAAUCAGGAGCAGGGCCGAAACCCCGAUAAAUUUCUGAGCACUUUGUGUACCAUCAUUAUAGAACAACGACAAGAAAUCUGCCACUCAAAGAUUCAAACUCUUGGAAAGACUUCUCCUGUUGAGCAAAGCUCAUGCACUGAAGAAGGGAUGGGUACUUGCAAACUCUGGUGAGGCAACUGAGCGAACGGAAGCUGUGGAUAUGCCUGAGUAUCUUCAUUGGUGUGCUGUUGGACAUGGCAUGUCUGGAAGAUGUUGAAUUCACUUGCUCUGAGCUUCUACUCGGACAAUAUCAGUGCAGUGACCCUGACAUUGAUCCCACUACUCAGGCAGCCAUCGGCUGUACGGAUGGCAGUGUUAACGUUGACUGUUACCCGGCUCCUGAUAUAACGUGUGAUGGCAUCACUUACAACGGCACCACUCCAGGAUACCAAAAACAAGUUCCUUGUAGAAACACGAAGGGCUACUCCUACCGGACAACUCUCCUUCUCUCCAUCUUCUUGGGUAUGUUUGGCGUAGAUAGAAUGUAUCUGGGCUAUCCAGCUCUAGGGCUACUCAAGUUCUGCACCAUGGGGCUACUGUUCGUCGGCCAUUUUGUGGAUGUCAUACUGAUUGCAACACAGGUAGUUGGACCUGCCGAUCGCUCAGAAUACGAGAUGGAUUUCUACGCCCCAAAGCUAAUCAAGAUGGGGGUUGACAAUGAGACGUAUUACGUCCCGCAAGACGUUCUGACGUGACAUAUUGCCGGCGCAGUCAUGGAUGUAUAUAGAGACUCUAUUUUGUAUGUUUAUAAUAUCUAGAAUGAAUAUAGUCACCACUAAUGUUUCCGAAAUAUUGCUAUUGAUAAUAGAUGCAUUGAUAUGAUGCUGCUGCUGCUAUACAAAGCUAGUCUACUGCAUAUACGUGGGUAAGUCUAUAAAAGUCCUAGGUAUUUUGCCUCAUGACUUACCAUGUUUGAAAAGAACUAAAUAAUUAACAUUGAAAUUGUCCAGAAACUUUUGGUCUAAUCUGGGCCCUGUUUCGUAAAACUUGUUAUCAAUAACAAGUUACAAUAGCUGUUACAAGCUACUGAAA
Messenger RNA from Strongylocentrotus purpuratus (purple sea urchin), 1110 nucleotides. RefSeq names its product TM2 domain-containing protein 1. Lineage: Eukaryota; Metazoa; Echinodermata; Echinoidea; Camarodonta; Strongylocentrotidae. Bases 273 to 773 code for a protein of 166 amino acids. The record is from RefSeq and is a predicted model, not a curated record. The transcript is spliced from 6 exons.